AAAUAUUUAGUCGUUAAAAGUCCAAAUUGAUCGUACUGAGUAAAAAAAACGAUUAUUUAGAGUCGAUAAUAAAAUCAUGAAGACUAAACCUCGUAAUUUUAUUUUAUAUUUUCAAAUUAUGACUUUCUUGGUGUUAUUUGUUGGUGUGAAUUGUCAAUUAACACCAAAUUUUUACUCAAAAACAUGUCCAAAUCUUCUUAGAGUUGUACGUAGAGAAGUUCAAAGUGCAAUCAAGAAUGAAAUGAGAAUGGCUGCUUCUUUGCUUCGUCUUCACUUUCACGAUUGCUUUGUCAAUGGUUGUGAUGCAUCGUUGUUGUUGGAUGGAAAUAGUAGUACAAGUGAAAAAUUUGCUCCAGGAAAUUUGAACUCAGCAAGAGGAUAUGAAGUGAUAGACAAUAUAAAAACUGUCCUUGAGAAUACGUGUACUGGAAUUGUUUCUUGUGCAGACAUUUUAGCUAUAGCGGUAAGAGAUUCAGUGUUAUUGAGUGGAGGGCCAUUUUGGAAGGUGUUAUUAGGGAGAAGAGAUGGAUUAGCUGCUAAUUUUUCUGGAUCAAGUAAUGGACUUCCAACACCAUUUGAUCCACUUAAUACAAUUAUUUCUAAAUUCCAGGAUGUUGGAUUAAACUUAACAGAUGUUGUGAGCCUAUCAGGUGCACAUUCAAUUGGAUUAGCAAGGUGUACAACAUUUGACAAUAGAUUAAGAAACUUCAAUGGGACAAGUUCACCAGACACAACAUUAGACACAACCAUAGUAAGUGAACUUCAAAAUUUGUGUCCUUCAACAAGUGAUGGAAACAACACAACCCCACUUGAUAGGAAUUCUACAAAUUUAUUUGACAAUCAUUUUUUCAAGAAUUUGAUUAAUGGAAGAGGACUUCUUGAAUCAGACCAAAUCUUGUUCUCUAGUGAUGAUGCUAUAACAACAACAAAAACCCUAGUUGAGACAUAUAGCAAUAACUCUACGUUUUUCUUUAAUGACUUUGUUAAUUCAAUGAUUAAGAUGGGAAACAUUAGUCCUUUGAUCGGAUCGAACGGUCAAAUCAGGACGAACUGUAGGGUUAUUAAUUAAUUUGAAUAAUUAGUAUGUAAUAUUGUGACUCUGAAAUGAUGUUGUAUUUGUGUCAAAUCCUUCAACACACGUUUGAUAGUAUUUUUGAAGAGUUUGAGCAAUAUAGUUGUAAUGUACUAGUAUAAGUAUGAUAUAUGUUGCUUUUGGACCUCUUAAAAAUAUUGUCACACUCAUAUGGAUCCCUUAAAAAUAUAUAACUUUUGGAUGGUCCGUUGACAAUAUUUUCAAAAGGUUCGAGCAUUACAUAUAGUUAUUAUGUACUAAUAUAAGUUGUUGUAACGUGAAAUAUAUGAUAUUAUAUUAAACUUAAUGAAGACAUUUUAGCUUUUGC
Messenger RNA from Solanum lycopersicum (tomato), 1400 nucleotides. Its product is annotated as peroxidase N-like. Gene Ontology annotation, molecular function: heme binding; peroxidase activity. NCBI's taxonomy places the organism in Eukaryota, Viridiplantae, Streptophyta, Magnoliopsida, Solanales, Solanaceae. Gene Ontology annotation, biological process: hydrogen peroxide catabolic process; response to oxidative stress. The record is from RefSeq and is a predicted model, not a curated record.